Molecule: messenger RNA, 1049 nt
Organism: Conger conger (European conger)
Lineage: Eukaryota; Metazoa; Chordata; Actinopteri; Anguilliformes; Congridae
Product: guanine nucleotide-binding protein G(I)/G(S)/G(T) subunit beta-3-like
Exons: 8
Coding region: 1-1023 (340 amino acids)
Biological process (GO): G protein-coupled receptor signaling pathway
Cellular component (GO): heterotrimeric G-protein complex; cytoplasm
Molecular function (GO): protein binding; signaling receptor complex adaptor activity
Source: RefSeq, a predicted model, not a curated record
AUGGGUGACUUGGAGCAGCUGAAAAAGGAAGUCAAAACCAUUAAAGAGCAAAUUGCAUCGGCACGCAAGGCAGCCCAGGACACCACCCUGGACUCUGUGGCCUCUGGGGCAACAGCAAUUGGGCGCAUCCAGCCAAAGACUAGGAAGACACUAAAAGGACACCUGGCUAAAAUCUAUGGCAUGCACUGGGCCACCGAUUCCAGGCAAAUGGUCAGUGCUUCCCAGGAUGGCAAGCUCAUUGUGUGGGAUGCCCACACCUCCAACAAGGUGAAUGCCAUCCCCCUGAAGUCCUCAUGGGUGAUGACAUGUGCUUUUGCACCCUCUGGGGACCUAGUGGCUAGCGGUGGCCUGGACAACAUAUGCACUGUCUACAACCUGCAGGGCAAAGAUGGCAACGUCAGAGUGCUGAGAGAGUUGGAUGCCCACUCAGGUUACCUCUCCUGUUGCCGCUUCAUGAAUGACAACGAAAUCAUCACCAGCUCUGGUGACACCACUUGUGUCCUGUGGGACAUUGAGACGGGCAAGCAGAAAACAAUCUUCGUGAACCACCUGGGCGAUUGCAUGUCCCUGGCCUUGAGCCCAGAUAUGAACACAUUCAUCUCCGGGGCCUGCGACAACCAGGCCAAGCUGUGGGACAUCAGAGACGGAACCUGCAAACAGACCUUCGAUGGCCACACGAGUGACAUCAAUGCCAUCUCAUUCUUCCCCACCGGCACCGCAAUCGUGACAGGAUCCGACGACUGCUCCUGUAAGAUGUACGACCUGCGCGCAGACCAGGAGCUGACCACUUACAUGGACAGCAGCAUCAAAUGUGGCGUCACCUCCCUGGCCCUGUCUGUCUCCGGCCGCCUGAUCUUGGCCGGGUACGAUGACUUCAACUGCAACAUCUGGGACUCGCUCAAGGGCGAGAAAGUUGGAGUGUUGUCUGGUCAUGACAACAGAGUGAGCUGCACAGGAGUGCCCCCUGAUGGUAUGUGCGUUUGCACAGGAUCCUGGGAUAGUUUCCUGAAGAUCUGGAAUUGAGUUGGUCCCCCAAAGGCGGAGUGAGG